Syngnathus typhle (broad-nosed pipefish) is the source of this 3714-nucleotide messenger RNA. RefSeq names its product ST14 transmembrane serine protease matriptase (gene st14). The record is from RefSeq and is a predicted model, not a curated record. The transcript has 19 exons. The coding region runs from base 228 to 2747 and encodes 839 amino acids. Gene Ontology annotation, biological process: acrosome reaction; proteolysis. NCBI's taxonomy places the organism in Eukaryota, Metazoa, Chordata, Actinopteri, Syngnathiformes, Syngnathidae. Gene Ontology annotation, molecular function: protein binding; serine-type endopeptidase activity.
UGGGCGUGGCGUGUGAAAUAGGUGUGGAGGGAAGAGUUCUUUUUAAGCGUUUCCAACCUGUGUCGACACAGGAAGUUGUCCGAUUUCAUUUGACAGGGACAAAACUUAAUUCGAUCACCGCUUUUUUGCUUUUUAACAGCACAAACGUUGAUCUUUUACUGAUAACCAAAGAGGGUUGCAGAGGAUCUCGAGGGUUCGUAUCUUGUUGGUUUGGAGCGUCGUUGAGGAUGUAUGCUGCGAGAUACGACGGCCAUAGUGACCGCAACGAGCGGAUCGACUUCUUAACCAGCAAAGAGAAAGCCUCAUCCAAGCGGAAGCUCGGCACUGUGAUCGGGAUUCUGGUGGCAGUCCUCAUCCUUGCUGCUGUGGCUGCUUUCCUAAUUUGGUUUUUUGUCUUUAAGGAUGCUGAAGAAGCCACCAUCAGUCAGCAGCUAAAACCUAAGACGCUGAUGUUCAGCGGCCACAUGACGAUACCCAAUGCCGAAUACAAACAGGAACUGGAGGACACCAGCAGCCCUGAAUUCGAAGAACUGGCAGUCAAACUGGAAGCAAUUCUUGAGGAAAACCUGAAGAAGGAUCCGUUGCUCGCUGACUACUACACAAAGUCUGUUGUCACGGCAUUCAGUGAGGGUGUGAUCGCUUACUAUUGGUCCCAAUUUGAUGUCCCAAAAGAGGACCUCGAGGUUGUGCCAGAGAUUUCCGAAGAGCUGGUGUCAGAGACCUUGGAGAAGGGAAUAAAGGAGCAGCAAAGCACGAGGAGCUCUGGUCCGCUCAAGAUCAGUGAAAUCACGGCCACACUCACUGACCCCCGCAUGGCCAGGAACCCCCGAGCUCCAGAAGAAUGUUUCUUCCGCCUGGAGGCCGAAGAAACGGCGUCCGAAUUUUCCUCUCCGGGGUACCCCAGCAGCUACCCUCCGCAAUCCCGCUGCCAGUGGCAAAUCCGAACCUCGGCCACCAAGGUCAUCUCCGUGGCCUUUCCAUUCUUCCACGUGGAGGACGACUGCUCCGAUGACUUUGUCUCCAUUUAUGAUUCCUUGAGUCCUGACGAUUCUCAAGCUAUCACAGAGAAAUGUGGUCACAGACCCCCAUCCAACCCUCUGGAGGUGGUCUCAUCCGGUAACAUCAUGCUCAUCAACCUAAUAACCGAUAGUGAGGUCCAGCGGCCCGGCUUUAAGGCAUUGUACAAAGCCAUCCCUAAAUCUGAAGUCAAGACCUGUGGCAGCGUCCUGACUGCAAGCUCAGGAGUCUUCACCUCCCCUCUCUACCCGAGUUUCUAUCCUCCUGCUGUGGAUUGCAAGUGGACCAUUAAGGUCGCUCCCGGGAAAAAGGUGCGUGUGAAAUUCACCCUGUUCCGAAUGAAAGAGCCUGGAGUGGAUGUUCGUUCAUGUCACAAAGAUUAUGUGCAAGUUAUGGGCAAAAGGUAUUGUGGCGAGCUGACCUCGUUGGCCCUAACCAGCAACACUAACACCUUAGAAGUGAGGUUCCACUCGGACGAGUCGUACACCGACAAAGGCUUCAGCGCUGAAUACAUAGCCUACGAUCCCGGAAACCCUUGCCCCAACAUGUUUGCCUGCGCUUCCGGUAUUUGCAUCGCCAGAGAACUCAACUGUGACGGCUGGAACGACUGCGGUGAUAUGAGCGACGAGAUGAAAUGCCAAUGUGGCGAGGGCCAAUUUAACUGCUUCAACGGUUUGUGCAAACCUAAACUGUGGGUUUGCGAUCGCGUUAAUGACUGCGGGGACAACAGCGACGAGGAAGGCUGCAGCUGCGAGCCAAACGAAUGGCGCUGCGGGGAUGGAACGUGUUUGCCUCAGGACGUCGUAUGCGAUACCAGGAUGGACUGCGAGGACGGCAGUGACGAGGCCUCGUGUGAAACCUCCCCGGGCAUCUGCUCCGACUUCAGCUUCAAGUGCAAGAGCGGCGACUGCGUUAAUAAAGUCAACGCCGAAUGUGACCGCGUCGACGACUGCGGCGAUCACUCAGACGAGGCCGGCUGUAAUUGCGGUACCAGGCCGUAUAAACUGAAUCGUAUCGUGGGAGGCCAAAACGCCGAGCUCGGGGAAUGGCCUUGGCAGGUCAGCCUGCACUUUCUGACCUACGGGCACGUUUGCGGGGCCUCCAUCAUCUCGGAAAAGUGGCUCCUUUCGGCUGCCCACUGUUUUGUUACCCACGACCCAGCAAAUCACAUUGAGGCCAACUGGCAAACGUACAGCGGUAUGCAGGACCAGUACAGGCAAGAUGACGUCCAGCGCCGUUCCGUGAAGAGGAUCAUCAGCCACCCGGAUUAUAACCAGAUGACCUUUGACUAUGACAUUGCCCUGCUGGAGCUCAGUGAGCCUCUGCAAUUGACGAAUACUAUCCAACCCAUCUGCCUACCCGCUCCCUCCCACGUCUUCCCUGCAGGCAUGUCCUGCUCGGUCACGGGUUGGGGUGCGAACCGAGAAGGAGGUCAAAAGACGCAGCUUCUACAGAAGGCGUCGGUGAAAAUCAUCAACGACUCGGUGUGCAACGUCGUCACGGAGGGCCAGUUGACCUCGCGGAUGCUCUGCAGUGGAUUCUUAGCCGGAGGAGUCGAUGCAUGUCAGGGAGACUCCGGAGGCCCCCUCGUGUGUUUUGAGGAGAGCGGCAAGUGGUUCCAGGCUGGGAUAGUGAGCUGGGGUGAAGGCUGCGCUCGCCGCAACAAGCCCGGUGUCUACACUCGUGUCACCAAGCUGAGAAAAUGGAUCAAAAAGGAGUCGGGGGUUUGAUCAUGUGACAACGAGCGGGAGGGAUGACGAGCUUGGAAGGUCGAACUAAAAGACAUGGAGCAUUCCCAUCUGUAUUUUCUUGAGCGGCAGCGACAGACUGAGGAGCCAAUACGUGGACCCAGAUCCUCAUUUCAAUGAGUCCAAGCACUUUUUUUUCUGGUAUUAGCCCUCCUCCCAAGCCAACAGUGACACACACACACAUUGGCCACAUUUGCUAUUGUAAUCAACCACUGUAUCUUAUCAUUGUUUACAGAUUAAAAUUUCCUCACCAAAGAUAAAAAUCUAAAUAUGAACCAUGAGUAUUGUCUGCAUUUUGCCAAUAUUUGGGCAUUGGAGUCACUAAGAUGUAACGUUUUUUUAAGUGCUUUUCAGGAGAUUUGACCUCUGUUUUUUUUAUUUCUUGUUUUUAGCUAACAAAUAGGAACUCGUAAUGGUUGUUUAAUAGCCUUUAUGUCACUGUAGAGUUUUUUUUUCAGGGGGUGGAAAGGCACUGUCCAAAGUUGGAAAAUCUUGUCACCUUAUUAACAUGCCUGUGAGAGGUAAAAUCUGUCAAGCGUUGGAAAAUCACCAAACUUGAUGUUCAGGGCCAUUUUGGAAAUACCCAUUAGAAAUUCUGUGGAUCUGUUACAUAGUUUGUGAGCUAUAUUUGUUGGUCCACAGUUAUGGCUGAGCUUUCAUUCUUUUCAUCCAUAUCUUUUCUUAAUGUGAAAUUGGCAAAAAGUUUAUUUUACAAUCCAGCUACAUGAUUUUAAUUUGGUGAAAAUGUGAUGUAUAUUAGUUUUAUUAGUAACUUUUAAACCUUUUAAAGUAUUUAGGAGAAUAAACAAUCCCGGAAUGAACAUUGGUUUUCAAAGAAUUUACUAUAGACCAAUAUUUUUGUACACUAUGUGGCAGCGAUAGUACAGGCAUAGUUUUACUUUUUUUUUGUGCAAGUUCAACAAUAAACAAUUCUGAUUGUCUUCCCCAA